Molecule: messenger RNA, 1719 nt
Organism: Arabidopsis lyrata subsp. lyrata
Lineage: Eukaryota; Viridiplantae; Streptophyta; Magnoliopsida; Brassicales; Brassicaceae
Product: F-box/LRR-repeat protein At3g03360
Exons: 3
Coding region: 153-1562 (469 amino acids)
Molecular function (GO): protein binding
Source: RefSeq, a predicted model, not a curated record
GCUUGACGUAUACGGUUGGGAAAUUAGGGUUUGGUGGGUUCUUGGAGAUGUUGUAGCCGGCGAGUACUCAAUAAAUAAGGAGGGCUUUGAGUUCCAAUCUAACUCAAAGACUGAACCCUCUUAUAAGGAGGGCUUGCCGUCAUCAGUUAAAGAUGGCGGAUGAGGGACGAGCCACCGCCAUGGCCGCUACAGGAAGCCCUAGCAAUCGCCACAGUGACAUCAUCGCCAAAGAAGCUGGAGACUUGAUCAGUAGUUUGCAUGAUGAUAUUCUCCAACUUAUUCUCUCCUAUCUUCCAACCAGAUUCGCCAUCAGAACUUCAGCCUUGUCCAGGCGAUGGAGGCAUCUAUGGUCUGAUACAUGGUCCCUCACCUUUUAUGGGGAUAGACCAGAUGCUGCUUCUAUUAACGGAAUCCUAGAUCGCUACAGGGCUCCCAAGAUGAUGAGUUUCCGUAUCUGUUCCGGUUCCCUCUGUUCCCGUUCCCUCCGUUCCCGUGCCAACCGAUCCGACAAGCUUGCUGACAUCGACAGUUGGAUCAACUUCGCCGUGUCCCGAAACGUGGAGAAUCUGUCCCUGUAUCUCGAUAAGGAUGAAUAUGAUAUCCCUGACUUCCUUUACGUCAAUUCCUCUCUCAAACAACUCUACCUUCAAUUAAGGUAUUUCACUAAUGAUAUGAAUCCCAAAUGCUCUGUGUCUUGGAUAUCCCUUAAGACCCUGUCAUUGUAUGAUUGCAACAUCUCUGAUGAAUCUAUUGCUAAUAUUCUAUCUGGUUGUCCCGUUCUCGAGAGCUUAUCUUUGCUUUUCUGCAAUAAACUGAGGGUUCUUGAUCUCAGCAAAUCACCGCAUCUACUAACAUUAGAAAUCAAGCGUUAUUGUGUUACGGAGCCAACACAGCUCGUUGCACCACAUAUCCGUUGUCUCAGAUUGAGGAACUCUGAGAAACCAUGUGCUUUAGUUGAUGUCUCCUCUUUAUCCCAAGCUGAACUAGACAUUGCCGUUUUCAAAAUAGUUGAUAAUAAACUGGACGUUGAUUUUCAUCAGACCAUGGUGGUAAAGAUGCUAGAAAAGUGUCAGAAUGUGGAGAAGCUUACUUUGGGGGCAAACAUUCUUAAGAUUUUAUCUCUUGCCGAGCUCCGUGUUGUUUCUUUUCCAAAGUUGAAGCUUAAAGCUUUGACACUUGACACAAUGAUCUCUCGAUAUGUUAUUGCCGGUAUAGUAAGGGUGCUACAAAACUCGCCUGACUUGAAGAAGCUAACCAUACAACCAAUGGGCACAUAUCCCAUACCGGAAAAGCAUAUUGACAUAUACUUGGAUUCUCAUGGCUUGAAUUGGGAUCAAUCCUGGAGCUCGGAGUUUGAUGUAGAGUUAAAGCAAGUGGCUUCGUUUAUGCAACUUGUGCUUAAAACCACAAAGACAUUAGAGUUGAUUGUAGCAAGGGUGAAAGGUUAUAUCAAAGGAAGAUGUUUUGUAGAGUUGCGUCAGAUGGUUCCAAUGCUUACUCGCAACAACAAUGUCUCCAUUGUGCUCAGCUCAAGAAAAAAACGAUGCAGAGCGACUGGGUAGACAUUUUACAUCAAAGUACUACACUAGAUGACAAGCUCUUCUUUGUUUUUCUUAGGAAAUAAUCGUAUUUGAAUUUUUUUUCUUUACAAUUUUGAAUAUUAAGAGAAUGAUUACCUUGCCACCGAGAAUGAUUUUGUUUCUUAUGCCGUGAUUCCUC